AUGGUCCAAGUGGGAGACCCGCUGCAUCCGCCGCGUGUCUGUGGCUUUGGGGCCGUCUCGAACCCCGAAACAGCGAGAGGUGCCUGGUUCGAAUCCCCGGGUCGCGGGAGACUCUCGGCCAAUAGAGUCGACGGAGCCGACAAACCGGCUGUGUCGGCCGUUGGAGUGUCUCCUCCCCACACUCGUGCGAGUAAUCCACGAUUGCUGUGGCGCGCUAAGCCCUGGCCUGGACCCUCGAGGGAAGCGAUUCUGCAGAGAACAGGCCCCCCGGAGAUGGCGGCGCCAGACAACACCCCUCGCUGCACAGUGCCCAAGGCGGACUGGCAGGUCGACUUUUUUAUUUUACUAUUUUACUAUUUUACUAUUGUUGCUGUUGUUGCUGUUGUUAUUCUUGUUUAUAAUUUUUUGAUCUAUAACUACUGCUGCUGCCCUGAACCCAGUAAAAUGGUCGCCUUCUUUGAUUCCAUCCCCGAAGAUCUCAAACUUUGGCUCCUCUCCCAGCCCGUCUUCUUCGUCGCAUCUGCCCCCUCCAUCGCUGCCCACAUCAAUCUCUCCCCAAAGGGUCUCCCAUCUGCCUCUCUCGCCGUCCUCUCCCCAAACCAUAUAGCCUACCUCGAUGCCAAUGGCUCGGGCAACGAGUCAAUCAGCCACAUCCGUGAAAAUGGCCGCAUGACCAUCAUGUUCUGCUCCUUCGAUUCCGUCCCCCGCAUCCUCCGUCUCUUCUGCUGCUCAGGCACUGUCAUCGAAUGGGAUCACCCCAGAUUCCACCCAACGCUAGACCGCAUGAAACCCCACGUCACGCACUACAACCCGGACAAUUUCCCCGGAACAAGGGCAAUCAUCGACCUGCACGUCUUCCAGGUCCAGACUUCCUGCGGCUAUGGCGUCCCCCGUCUCGCCCUCUCCACCGACCCUGACUCAAAUGCCCCAAGACCAUGUCUCUGCGACAGAGACACCAUGGCCCAGUGGACCGCUAACAAGAUCGCUUCCAACAAGCUGCACGCCUGGCAGGCUGAGAUGAACUCACACAGCAUCGAUGGCUUACCCGGCCUGAGAGUCGCCAUGCGUGAUCGGGCCAAGGGGAACCCGGUCCAGAUGUUGCUCGUCGAUCUGCGUAUCUGGCUCUGUAGAUAUCGGAGGGCGACCGAGUUGGUGGCUGUCAUGUUGUUUUCCGUUAUAAUUACAACUGUUGUGUUGAAAGGUUUAUCUCUGUAG
Messenger RNA from Paracoccidioides brasiliensis Pb18, 1215 nucleotides. RefSeq lists its product as uncharacterized. The transcript is spliced from 2 exons. The record is from RefSeq and is a predicted model, not a curated record. The coding region runs from base 1 to 1215 and encodes 404 amino acids.